UAUCAAAUGAACAUGGCGCCAAUCAUUGACAAUAUCGCCGCCCAAGGCAUCUCCUACUAUACGCCCGCGCAGCAGCCUCCAGCAGGCACCCAACUCGAAGGAUCCACCAAGCUGUUCACCCCUCUCACCAUCCGCGGCGUGACCCUACCAAAUCGCCUAUUUCUAGCGCCCCUCUGUCAGUACUCCGCCAAAGAUGGCUACGCCAAUGAUUGGCACCUCACGCACCUGGGCGGAAUCAUUCAGCGUGGCCCGGGCCUCGCCAUCAUGGAAUCCACCGCCGUGCAGAAACUCGGACGCAUCACCCCGCAGGAUCUGGGUCUGUACGAGGAUGGCCAGAUCGAGCCAUUGAAGCGCAUCACGGAGUUUGCGCACGGCCAGGGGCAGAAGAUUGCUAUCCAACUAGCCCAUGCCGGUCGAAAGGCCAGUGGAGUUGCUCCUUGGUUGAGCAGCAAUGCGAUGGCUGUCAAGGAAGUUGGCGGGUGGCCGGAUGAGAUCGUGGGCCCAUCAGCAAUUUCCCAUGAAGAGGGCAUACACACCGUACCCAAGGCUCUGACCGGGGAAGAUAUCCAAGCAUUGACGAAAGACUUCGCCGAGGCGGCCAAACGCGCCGUCAAGGCCAACUUCGAUGCCAUUGAGAUUCAUGCCGCCCAUGGAUAUCUCCUUCACCAGUUUUUGAGCCCCGUGAGUAACCGACGCACAGAUGAGUAUGGAGGCAGCUUUGAGAACCGGGUCCGACUGCUGUUGGAAGUCAGUGAAGCAAUUCGGGCCGUGAUACCAGCACCAAUGCCAUUGCUGGUCCGGAUCAGUGCGACCGAUUGGUUCGAGUUCGAUGAGACCUUGAAGAAAGAGUUUCCUGACAGCUGGACGGUUGCGCAGUCGGUCCUACUUGUCCCGCUCUUAGCGGACCAUGGGGUGGACCUGGUGGACGUCAGCUCUGGUGGUAUCCACCCCAAAUCGGCUAUUGCCAUUCGGUCAGGCCCUGCCUAUCAGGUACAUCUAGCGCAGGAAAUUAAGAAGGCGGUUGGUGACAAAUUAUUGAUCUCGGCGGUCGGAGGAAUCAAAACGGGGGCUCUGGCUGAGGACGUGGUGCAAUCUGGUAUUGAUGCGGUCCAGGCGGGACGGUGGUUCCAGCAGAAUCCGGGCCUGGUUCGCGCGUUUGCCAAUGAGUUGGGUGUGAAGGUGAGGAUGGCCACCCAGAUCGAUUGGAGUUUUGAUGGUCGUGGAAAGCAUGCCAAGAGUUCGUUGUGAUGCUUCAAAACUAGGUCGUGGCCGGCCAUAUAUCUUUUGACA
Molecule: messenger RNA, 1290 nt
Organism: Aspergillus ibericus CBS 121593
Lineage: Eukaryota; Fungi; Ascomycota; Eurotiomycetes; Eurotiales; Aspergillaceae
Product: NADH:flavin oxidoreductase/NADH oxidase
Exons: 1
Coding region: 13-1248 (411 amino acids)
Cellular component (GO): intracellular anatomical structure
Molecular function (GO): NADPH dehydrogenase activity; FMN binding; NADP binding
Source: RefSeq, a predicted model, not a curated record